GGUUAAAAAGUGCAUGCAAUUAUUUUUCUUAUAGGGUAAUGAUGGAGUUGUGAACACCAACUAACUAUUUUCAUAGAACAAUAAAAUGUUAAGGGUUGGAAAGGACUUUAAGGAUCAAAUUCCAACUCCCUGCCAUGGCAGGGACACCUCUCACUAGACCAGGUUGCCCAGAGCUCCAUCCAGCCUGGCCUUGAACACUGACAGGGAUGGGGCAUCCACAAACUCCUUGGGCAACCUCUGCCAGUAUCUUACCACCCUAAAUUUGCCUCUUUCAGUUUGUAACCAUUGCUCCUUGUUCUGUAACUGUCACUCCUGAUGAAGAGUUCCUCUCUGGCUCCUCUGCAGCCCCCCUUCAGAUGCUGGAAGGUUGCUACAAAGUCUCUCCACAGUCUUCUCCACGAUGAACAGCCCCAACAUUCUCAGCCUGUCUUCACAGGUGAGGUGACCCAGUCCUUAUCAAAUUUGUGGCCUCCUCGGAACUUGGUCCAACAGCUUCGUGUCCUUCCUAUGUUGGGGGUCAUGAAAUCUGGACGCAGCACUGCAGGUGGAGUCUCACUAGAGCAGGGUAGAAGAGAAUCACCUUCAAACUUCUUUGGAUGCAGCCCAGGAUUCCCUUGGCUUUUUGGCACACCUUUUUAAAGGCAGGUGGCUGCAAAUGAGCUGGCUCAGUAGAUGGCACUCCGUCCUGUGGUUUGGCACUUUCGUCUCCAAUAAAUCACCAAAGGUCGGUAAUUAUUGGAACCUUCGCUGGAACUUCACCGUCUCGGCGUGGCAGGCGCGCAGGCAGCACAGCCUUGGCUAGCUCUGCCUGCCCGAGAGGGCCCUUCCGCCGCCGCCGUGCCGGCUCCGCGCCUCCCCGCGGCCCAUCUAGCUUCUGUUUCCUCCCGGUUUGUCUGAUUUCGUGUCGCCCGCCGUCGGUGCCCGGUGCGGGGCGGUGCUCUCGGGCGGGGCGGUGCGGGCCGGGCCGGCCGCACUUAUUGCGGGCGAGCGGCGGCGCUGGCGCGGAGCGUUACCGGCCGAGUGCGCGGCCGCCAUGGGGCGGUACUCGGGAAAGACGUGCCGCCUCAUCUUCAUGCUGGUGCUCACCGUCGGCUUCUUCGUGGCCGAGCUGGUGUCCGGGUACCUGGGCAACUCCAUAGCGCUGGUGUCCGACUCCUUCAACAUGCUCUCGGACCUCAUCUCCCUCUGCGUGGGGCUCUCCACCGGGCGCAUCGCCCGCCGCAGCCGCCGCGGUCCCCGCGCCACCUACGGCUACAGCCGCGCCGAGGCGGUGGGAGCGCUCAGCAACGCCGUCUUCCUCACCGCCCUCUGCUUCACCAUCCUCGUGGACUCCGUCCUCCGCCUCGCCCGGCCCGAGCCCAUAGACGACGCCCAGCUGGUGCUCAUCGUCGGCACCCUCGGCCUCGCCGUCAACGUCGUGGGGCUCCUCGUCUUCCAGGACUGGGGCGCCUGCUGCCGUGGGCGACGCCCGUGCCCCCCUCCGCCCGCGGCCGCCGCGCUGCGGGACGUGCCCGGUGGCAUCCCGAACGACGAGGAGGAUGAAGCAGGUGAUUCACCAAAUGACCAAAAGAGCCCUGAAGAGGGGUCUGAGAAGAAAAAAGAGAAAAAGUCUGAAGCCUUGAAUAUCAGAGGUGUUCUUUUGCAUGUUAUGGGAGAUGCACUUGGAUCUGUGGUCGUGGUAGUUACUGCUACUAUCUUCUAUGUACGGCCUCUGGGGGAUGCUCCGUGCAAUUGGCAGUGCUACAUUGAUCCGAGCCUGACAAUAGUUAUGGUGCUCAUCAUCUUGUCUUCUGCAUUCCCACUUAUAAAGGAGACCUCAACUAUUUUGUUGCAGAUGGUCCCCAAAGGUGUUGAUAUGCAACUACUGACUGACAGACUAGCUCAUGUACCAGGGGUGAGCAGCCUCCAUGAGGUGCACGUCUGGGAGCUUGCAAGUGGGAGGAACAUCGCCACUCUUCAUAUCAAGUGCCAAACCCCUUCUGAUUACCAAGGUGCUGCUUAUCAAAUUCGGAAGGUUUUCCACGAGGCAGGAGUCCAUUCUGUGACCAUCCAGCCCGAGUACGCUGACCACAAGACCUCCCAUCUACUGUGCAGCUCACCCUGCAUCUCAAAAGCCUGUGACUCUCAUCUGUGCUGCAGCCAGAGGGAGCCCCCCCGGGCUGAAACGAAUGGCUACAUGGAGAAAAGUGAAAGUUCCCUUUCUGCACAGCACAAAGACAAUAGUUCAAGGAAAAGUGACAUUGAAAUCCCAAUUGAGGACCCAGUGGCAGAGGAGAAUGUGAAAAAUUGUGAUGUGUCUGGUGACAAAUCACAGUUGGGUAGUACACGAUUUUAGGCAAUUCGCUCUGCUCUGUGUUGUUCUCUCGUGGAGCAAACAUAUCUUGGCUGGGAAGGGGGGCAUCGGUGGUUGUAGCUGAAGUUGGUGUGGCAAAAAGAUUUCUGUGCUUUAGCUGUAAACCAAAACGCACCUAAAACCCCCUUGUACCUGAAAUAAGGAUUAAGAUUUCCACCAAGGCUGUUGCAUUCAUGUGAUUUUUGUGAUGCAGCCUUACCCAGUUCCUUACCAAACUAAGGCUGAAUUCCUACUGUUAGAGUGCACGGGGUAUGUCACUCUCUGCACUGAUGUUUGCAGUUCAUGGCCAGUAGCAGUGGGAAAGAACCUCUGGCCUUUCCUGCUGGAGCGAGCUGUUUCUUGAAAGCCCCGUGGCCAGUUAAUGAUUGUACUGGGCUGAAGUACUGUAUAUUUAUAGAGGACUUCAGUAGAGAUGCUUUACUGAUCCUUAAACCCCAUUUUUGCAUGGACAGUUCAUUUCUAACAGUAACAAUUCUGGCCAGUGGAGUUUGUGAAUGAAAUGAAGAGUGUGUAAGGGGAAGCACUCAGGAAUUAUGACUUGUGUUAUUUUCUUGAUUGACUCCUGUAUUUCAGGACAGAGCAGAAGCUGGUCUUGCUUCUCUACAAGUAAUACUGGAGUCCCAGCCUAAUCACAGAUGAGUGUGCUAAGGAACAGACUGCUUGUCAUGAAAGCAAAUAAGUACUUACUAAUGUUGUCUGUACUGAUUCUAGCAAAUGGAAAUGCAGGCAGUCAUCCAAUUAACUUUUAUCUUUUCACUGUUGUGAUUCUACAACUCAGUCUUUUAAAAUUCUUGUUAGCCUUCUCCUGACAACACAAGUUCCAAGAGCCAUGGUCUUAUUUCAUCAUUAUGCAGGAUAAUUGCAUUAUCUUUAACACUGAGUCUGUCAUUAUUCAUGCUGAAUAAAUAAGCUGAUGUGUUUAUUGCGAACAGUUGAAAUUCUGCAAUUCUAUUAUGAAGGCAUAAUUUAAUAUUGCAUUAAUUAAGGAAGCACCUUUAAAGUCUUUUAUGCAGUAUUAUCACUUAGAGGGAGCUUUAAAAAAUUUAAACCAGGAAAAUUUUCCUGGUUUAGUCUCAAUCAUUUCUUGUUGGCUGGUUUUAAAGGUCUUGAUGCCUUGAACCCUACCCUCUGCCCUGGUCCUCCUCCCCCUGUCCAAACAUGUAUCUCAAAGUGUAUUUAGUGAAGCAGUUUACUACAUUUUUGCUGCUUGUUCUUUAUGAAGGUAUACAAGGGUGCUCUGAGGAAAACAAGGUGAUGAGCCCUGUCCCCAGUGCUGGAUUUCAGUUCCACAGGUUUCUGGGAGGAGAAACCCACUACUCAGUCCACACUGAGUCUAGUGCUUGAUCUCCCUGGCUAUGCAGCUCAAAUCCAGAAGAUACCAAAUACAAUUUGCUGGCAAAAAGCAGCCUUUCAAUGGUCUGUAUGGCCUGGACAGGCUACUUUAUCCAUUUAUUCACAGGGACACCUUUGUAAAAUAGUUGUCUUUGCCUCAGUGACAUCUUAACAGAAAGGGCAAAUUGAUUUCCAGCCUGGGCUGGGAAAAUACCAGGGUCUCCUUGUAGGGAUGGCUUAAAAGCAGCCAACUCCUUAUUAAUAAAGAUGAUUGCAAUAAUUCAAUGAAUAUUGAAACACACAGCAGGAUAUUUUACUGCUUGGAAUGUUGUAUUUACUGAAGCAGUGAUUUCAGUCUAAACAGAACAUUUCUAGAUUUAUAAUUACCCCUUUAAAACAGAUUUUUGGAUGAAUUAAGAUAUUUUAUACCAUUUCACUUUAAGUUUGUAUCAUAUGAAUUAACAACCUACUUCUUAAUAUAAUUAAGAGCUUGGCUCUCCAGCCUCUUUGAUUCCUUUGGCAGCAGCAGCAGGAUCUUGCUCGGCAGUUAUUGCAUGAGUUAAUGUAAAUCAGGAAAUAUUGUAAGAAUUUCUGCCUUUUAAAAGCAUGUGCAAUGAAGUAAGACAGCCCUUUCUUCUGUUCUUUUUUUUCUCCCCCUCUUUAUUUUCACAUAUGAUGAUGCUUAGAUGUAAAUGACAAAUGUAUUUAUCUUGGUUUUGAGAACUGGAAUAGAAAUCUCCCAAAAUAACAACAAAGACCUUUCUUCCCAGAUAGCCUUUAAAACAAGCACCCUUUCGUAAUUAUUUGUAUCUUGAAUCGGGUUAUUUGAUUUUUUUUUAAUAUAUAUAUAUAUAUAUAUAUACACACAUACAUAUUUUAUUAAAUGGUUGAAAGCUGGAAUGGCAGUAUUUACUCUGGGAUUAAAGAAAACUAGUAUGUGUGAUGUUGGAACAUUUGUCAAAAUGGACAGUUUUUAUUCUUCCAGUGUUAAAACUGUGGCUAUGUAUUUUUUAAUACUUUGAAAAGUGUUGUAACCUGAAAAUACAAUGAAAUAACAUUCUUAAACUUUAUUUUCUCAUGUCUGGUUGAAUGUACUGUAACUGCUGCCUGUCAAUAAAUGGGAAAAUACCAGGGAUUAUGGAAAUCUUUAUAUCUAGAAAACAGAAAGAUGUUAAAUUUGCUUCAUUACUUAAGCAAGCAAAACCAACAGUGCUAUGUUAUUUAUGAAAUAAACCUUGUUCUUUGUUUGUGUUGGGA
Molecule: messenger RNA, 4942 nt
Organism: Serinus canaria (Common canary)
Lineage: Eukaryota; Metazoa; Chordata; Aves; Passeriformes; Fringillidae
Gene: SLC30A10
Product: solute carrier family 30 member 10
Exons: 4
Coding region: 1034-2335 (433 amino acids)
Biological process (GO): zinc ion transmembrane transport; intracellular zinc ion homeostasis; manganese ion transport
Cellular component (GO): membrane
Molecular function (GO): zinc ion transmembrane transporter activity
Source: RefSeq, a predicted model, not a curated record